This is a messenger RNA of Megachile rotundata (alfalfa leafcutting bee), 2849 nucleotides long. It is a transcript of the gene Hydr1, whose product is annotated as abhydrolase domain containing Hydr1. The record is from RefSeq and is a predicted model, not a curated record. Gene Ontology annotation, molecular function: monoacylglycerol lipase activity; acetylesterase activity. Lineage: Eukaryota; Metazoa; Arthropoda; Insecta; Hymenoptera; Megachilidae. Gene Ontology annotation, biological process: medium-chain fatty acid biosynthetic process; medium-chain fatty acid catabolic process.
AUCGUGUGUAUACGCGAAGCCGCAAGUUUGGUAAUUUACUAAAGCGUGCACUCGAAUCAAAUCCUCGCACGAAUCAUUUUCCACCUGUGUCCAAAAGUGCGAAUUACUCAUCGACCAUUACUUUUCGUUUCCCCGAAAGCUAAAUAAAUCGCACAGUGAUACUUCAUCGAUUGGUGGGCAUAAACAUGUUAGCCUUGGUAAUCGCACAGCGCACCGCGAUUUCGGCGGACGGGUUCGACACCAUUUCGAGUUGCAGUGACACCAUGGCUAAAGUUUCGACCACAGUUGUUACGUAACUUGUUACGCACCGUGCACACAACUUACGUAUUUCUGGACAUAUGUACAUGUAUUCAUAUAUACAGCACGGUGUAGGUGAGACUUCCACAAGUGUGGGAGCGGAUCUGGCGUGCACGUGACCGAGUGCAUGCAUAUAAUUGUAUGUAUGUAGUCGGUGCGCCAACAGGGCAGUCGCAACGUGCGCGGAACCCAGUGCAAAAAUUUUGCAUAGAUAAAUGAUACAAUAUUGUUCUCGUUCUUUCUUAAAAUUAAAAAAUUUUCUAAUUACACUUGUUCUUAAAAAUGCUUACAUUGUAUUUGCAAGUACGUGUUUCAAUCUCUUCAAUUUCGAAACUUUAAUAAACGUCAUAAUGCUAAUUUUGUUGCGAUAAAUUCGUGCCGGCCCUGUGCGUAGCUAUUGGCACAUACUUGUGCAAGAAUGGCUUCCCUCAGUUAAGGGGAAGUGCGGUCUCGUGCAAGUUUGGCUUCCUCGUAAAAAAGAAUCUCAGCACUUCGUUCCCUGUCACAAUAGUUAAUCUAAACUGGCCAUCCGUAAACAUUCACAUUACUUGUCUCGACAUUUGAAAUAAUCUGAAAAUACUGAUUCAAAUCAUUUUUAAAUUUCCGUAUCUAUUAUUUUUGGAUCUGAAUCAUGAAAAUGGAUGGCAGUCGUAGGUUAGCUUCGUUCGCGCGAAGCGGUGCACGAGUAAAAUCGUCGCGAGUGGUGGAUCUCCUUCUCCUACACUUCCCCUUAACCAGAAGAGCCUAUCUUUGAACGCGGUUGUACUGGUUAGUCGGCUAGUAAACUACUUGACUGUUCAAUUAUUUGAACGUCAUGCGCGCGGACGCGCGAGUCUGUUCAAAAGCUUGGCGAUCGGUUGUUGGCUACCGACAUUCAACGGGCAAGGAUUGUCAACGUUCCUGACAAUCACCGGCAGUCACGCUGUUCUACCUGUGUCGGCAGUCCGUUGAACGUAUCGAUAGAGUGUAACGAUGCUGAAUCUGUUCGAACCACUCCUCGACAUUCCGACGGUCUACUACGGGGCGCUGCUGGGCGCCGGAUUUUGCAUCUAUUAUCUUUUUGAAGUUGUGAAAACGCCGAUGCUAGUGUGUUCCCAUGGACCAUUCCGAUCGUUCCUCGAGCAACAUGUGCCACUUGUAAGAAAUAAAUUCUGGCCUACCCUAUGGUGUUUCGAAUCGAGGGCACAGACCAUUAUAGCCAGCCUUCUCAGAUCGCGAAUCUUACCACUUAUUCAUUAUCGCAGGGAGAUCCUGACCUUGUCGGAUGGGGGUGAAGUGGCUCUGGAUUGGGCGGAAGAGGGAUGUUCCGUUGCUUCGCCUAUCGUGAUUAUUUUGCCAGGGCUGACUGGUGCAAGUCAAGCAGAAUACAUCAAGUGCCUUGUUUCGUCCGCGAAAAAAGUUGGGAUACGAUGCGUGAUUUUUAACAACAGAGGACUAGGAGGAGUAGAGCUGAAGACUCCACGGACGUACAAUGCUGCGAACAUCGACGAUUUAUCAGAGGUUAUCGAGCAUGUGAAAAAACUUUACCCGCAUGUACCCCUUGGAGCGACGGGCAUCUCGAUGGGAGGAUUAAUAUUAGGUAAUUAUUUAGCGCAACGAGGAACAAUGGCGAGGAACAAAUUAAAAGGAUGCUUCCUUAUCUCCGUGCCGUGGAACGUGUUCGCAGCGACAAAAAACACUGAAGAGAAUUAUUUCAAUUUGAUGAUGAACAAGUAUUUGGCCGGCACGCUACGCAAGAAUAUUCAACGUUUGCAUAACUCAUCAGAAACUGGAAUGUUCGACGUGGAUAUCGAUACUAUUCUGAAAAGUCAAACGGUACGAGAAUUUGAUUCGCAUUUCACGGUGAAACAAUUUGGCUACAAAGACGUGGAGGAGUACUAUUCAAACGCAACUAUACACGACAAAUUGCAUUUGAUUGAUGUGCCAUUAUUGUGCCUUAGUGCUGCGGACGAUCCAUUCCAACCUGUUCAUGCGAUUCCUCUGAAAGAAAUAGCGGAAACGAAGAAUGUAGCGGUCGUGGUGACUUCGCGUGGUGGUCACAUAGGUUUUCUAGAAGGAGUAUGGCCGGUAAAGGAGGAGCAAUACAUGGGAAAAUUAUUCUCACAAUUUUUUGCCGCACUCUUCACCGCUGAUGUAGAUCGUCACAUAUUAUGACGAACUUAUGCACUAUGCUGCGAGUGCAUUCACGAAUAUUCUUACCAAAUAUUCGGUUUAUAUUUGGCCAUUACAUGAAAACUAAAAGAAUCACGUGCCAUGAUUAAUCGUAUUCAGGGUAUCGUACAUGUGAUGUAAUAGUGAUAAGGGAUACAGGAUUUUCAUAGCUUUUAUAAAUCUGUUAACGACCUGAGAAGUAUUAGCUUCAAAUAAUAUAGGUAUAUAAUUUUUUUACACGCAUACACGUAAACGUGUUUUAGAUACCAAAAACGCACAUUUGUUUACGCAUGUAAUAAUGUUAUAUUUAUUUUUUAACAUAACAUGUGUUUAUUACAAACCUUUGGAAUUAAUAUAUAAAUUGGAACAGAAAUAAAGAAUAUUUUAAUUUUAUAUGUUUA